CGAAACUAUACACUGCUAAAAGUAACUCCGAGUAAUUUGAAGUUCGCUCGAACGUUCGUUGUUAUUAACGAUUGAGAUACUUAUAAUACUUGAUAAUUAUCGUUAGAAUUAAUAAAAAUGGCUGAAAUUCCUUCCGUAACACUUGCAAAUGGUUAUAAAAUGCCUAUGUUUGCUUUAGGAACAUAUUUGUCUAAACCAGGAGAAGUAGAAAAAGCUGUUAUGGAUGCUAUUGAUCUUGGAUAUCGUCACAUUGAUACAGCUUUCUUUUACGAAAAUGAACACGAAAUUGGUACUGCAAUACAAGCGAAAAUCGAAGAUGGAACCGUCAAAAGAGAAGAUCUUUUUGUUACUACGAAGCUAUGGAAUAAUCGUCACAAGGAAAAGGAUGUAGUUCCAAUUUGUAAAAAAUCCUUAGAGAAUCUUGGUUUAACUUAUAUAGAUUUAUAUUUAAUUCACUGGCCAUUUGCUUUUCAAGAAGGUGAAGUAUUGGUACCCAAAGACAAAGAUGGUAAACUUUUAUUAUCAGACACUGAUUAUAUCGAAACAUGGAGGGGAAUGGAAGAAUGUGUUCAUAAAAAAUUAACUCGUAGUAUUGGUGUCAGCAAUUUUAAUUCAGAGCAAAUUGCUCGAUUAAUGAAGUCUUCUAAUAUUGUUCCUGUAAAUAAUCAAGUCGAAGUUAGUGUUAAUCUCAAUCAGGAAAAAUUAAUAAACUUUUGUAAAAAGUACAAUAUCGUAGUAAGCGCUUAUUCGCCUCUUGGAAGACCUGGAAAUAGAUUAGGUAUAAAAAACUCUUUGGAUAAUCCAAUAAUUAUUAAAGCGGCAGAAAAAUAUAAGAAAACUCCAGCUCAAAUUGCACUUAGAUACGUCUAUCAACAAGGUGCCGCAGUAAUUGCUAAAUCGGUAACGCAAAGUAGAAUUAAAGAGAAUAUGGAGAUAUUUGAUUUCGAACUAACACCGGACGAAAUGACAGCUAUAAAAUCAAUUGGUACCGGCGAAAGAGUAGCACCAUUCACAGAAGUACAAGGUCAUCAAUAUUAUCCAUUUAGAAAAGAAGAAAAAAUGGUUUUAAACGUACCGAACGUUAAGUUUUACAACGGCAACACUGUUCCUCAAUUUGGAUUGGGUACAUGGAAGUCAAAACCUGGAGAAGUUACUCAAGCUGUCAAGGACGCCAUAGAUAUUGGUUAUCGGCACAUUGAUUGUGCUCAUGUUUAUGGUAAUGAGAAAGAAGUCGGAGAAGCAAUAAAAACGAAAAUUACGGAAGGAGUUGUUACUAGAAAAGAUUUAUUCGUUACUAGUAAACUUUGGAAUACUUUCCACAAACCUGAUUUAGUUGAACCUGCACUCAAAAAGACAUUGAGCGAUCUUGGUCUUGAAUAUUUAGAUCUUUAUUUAAUUCAUUGGCCUAUUGCUUACAAAGAGGGUGAGGACUUAUUUCCAAAAAAUUCUGAUGGUUCUCCCGAAUUUAGUAAUGCUGAUUACAUUGAUACAUGGAAGGCUAUGGAAGGUGUAUUAAAUAAAGGAUUAACGAAGAACAUUGGCGUUAGUAACUUCAACUCCGAGCAGAUUACCAGAUUACUUAAAAACUGUACCGUCAAGCCAGUAACGAAUCAAGUCGAAUGUCAUCCAUAUCUAACCCAAAAAAAAUUGUCUGCGUUCUGUAAAGAAAAAGAAAUUGUUAUUACCGCUUAUAGUCCUUUGGGUUCACCAGAUAGACCAUGGGCUAAACCAGAUGAUCCAAAAUUAUUGGAGGAUAUGAAGUUAUUGGAACUUGGAAAGAAGUAUAAUAAGACACCAGCGCAGAUUCUUUUGCGUUAUCAAUUGGAUCGUGGACAUGUGGUAAUUCCAAAAUCCGUUACCAAAUCACGUAUUGCCGAAAAUAGUAAUAUUUUCGAUUUUCAACUUAAGCCUGACGAUAUCGCGUACAUCGAUUCUUUCGACUGUAAUGGAAGAAUCUGUCCAAUGACAGGAUCUGAGGGCAGUCCUUAUUUUCCGUUUGCCAUUCCUUUCUAAGUAAUACACAUGAUAAAUGAAAUUAGAUUUAGUCGUGCAUAAAAAUAUUACGAAAAACUUUAUGAGAUAUGUGUGUCGUACAUAUUUUCUUUGUUAAAUACAUUCAUGCAUACGUUCGUAUUUUUCUACGCAUGUAUUUCGAUAUUCAUAGAAAAUAAAUUUUCGUUAAAUAAGGAAA
Messenger RNA from Vespula pensylvanica (western yellowjacket), 2191 nucleotides. RefSeq lists its product as uncharacterized. NCBI's taxonomy places the organism in Eukaryota, Metazoa, Arthropoda, Insecta, Hymenoptera, Vespidae. The record is from RefSeq and is a predicted model, not a curated record. Gene Ontology annotation, cellular component: cytosol. The coding region runs from base 118 to 2013 and encodes 631 amino acids. Gene Ontology annotation, molecular function: aldose reductase (NADPH) activity. The transcript is spliced from 12 exons.